This is a messenger RNA of Dromaius novaehollandiae (emu), 1588 nucleotides long. RefSeq names its product C1GALT1 specific chaperone 1 (gene C1GALT1C1). Gene Ontology annotation, molecular function: N-acetylgalactosaminide beta-1,3-galactosyltransferase activity. The transcript has 2 exons. The record is from RefSeq and is a predicted model, not a curated record. Bases 196 to 1152 code for a protein of 318 amino acids. Lineage: Eukaryota; Metazoa; Chordata; Aves; Casuariiformes; Dromaiidae.
CGGGGAAGGGGCGGACCGCUUCCGGGGCGGGGCUGUGGGCGCCGGUGUGCUCACGCAGGCCGGUCCCGGCGGCGCCGCGUUGUCCUGGUGCGUGAGCUGAGUUCAGACCCUGACGAGCUUCCUUAAACUCUGCGGAAUCUGCGGCAGUCAAGUUCUCUGCGUUAGUCCUCAAAGCGCGUUUGCUCUCUAGGAAAAAUGACUUCUGAAAGCAGUUCUUUCGUGAAAGGCAUGGUGUUGGGAGGAAUCUUCUGCGUGUUGGUCACGCUUCUGGGACAUGUUAAGAUGGGCCAUGGGACUAAAGCACGUCACCACGAGCACCAUCACAUUCAAGCUCCCAACAAAGAAGAUGUGUUAAACCUUUCAGAAGGUGAACGUAUGGAGCUUAGUCAAAGCAUCCGUGUUUACUGUAUCAUCCUGGUGAGACCAAAAGAUCUCGGGCACUGGGCUGCCGUGAAGGAGACGUGGAGCAAGCACUGCGACAAGGCAGAGUUCUACAGCUCCGAAAACGUUAAAGUAUUUGAUUCGGUAGCCCUCGACACAAAUGAUAUGUGGAUGAUGAUGAGAAAAGCUUACAAAAUAACUUACGAGCGUUAUAAAAAUGAAUUCAACUGGUUCUUUCUUGCACAUCCAACAACAUUUGCCAUUAUUGAAAAUCUCAAAUAUUUCUUGCUGAAAAAAGACCCCUCUCAGCCUUUUUAUAUAGGUCAUACUGUGAAAUCUGGUGACCUUGAAUACGUAGAUGGUGAUGGAGGAAUCGUCUUAAGCAUUGAAUCGCUAAGACGACUUUCCACUGUUUUUGAAGACCCUGACAAAUGUCCAGAGCAGGGAGGUAUGAUUUGGAAACUUUCUGAGGAUAAACAGCUAGCAGUCUGCCUGAAGUAUACUGGAGUGUUUGCUGAAAACGCAGAAGACUCAGAAGGAAAAGACGUCUUUAACACCAAAUCAGUGGGUGCUCUCAUUAAAGAAGCCAUGUCCAGUCACCCUCAACAAGUGGUGGAAGGCUGCUGCUCGGACAUGGCCAUCACCUUCAAUGGACUGGCCCCGAACCACAUGCAUGUAAUGAUGUAUGGUGUUUACAGGCUGAGACCAUAUGGCCACACUUACAAUGACGCGCUUGUCUUCUUACCACCUGCAGGUUCAGACAAUGAUUGAUUGUCUCUUCAGAGAAGGCAUGUAACCAUGAAGUCAGCCCUUCUUGUGACAUGCAUCUGUACAGACAGACUCAACUUUUGUAUCUGAUGGUACUGGUGAACAUUUUUGCACAUUGAGGUUUGGUAAUGCUUUUAAUUUUAAAAGUGGAAAGGAGAACUUUUUUUCUAAAUCUUUUAUACAGAAAUGUUUCUGGCUUUUGACAGUGCUGGAAUGAAAUGAUAAAGGAGCUGUUCAUGUUUGUGAUAAAGGAAAUUAAAUUUAUAUGGGGUGUUUAUAUAUGUAAAUAUUUAUUAAUGAAAACAAGUGAACCUUAGUCUACUGUUACAAAUAUAUUUUUGCAAGAUUUUGAUUCUUUGAAUUCUUCCAGGCAUUUCUAGAAUGUCUUUAUAUCUUUCUAAGCUGUACCAAUAAAACUGAUUACAGAUUCGUUAUCGAA